AUGGCGAGGGGGGCCCCGACCGACCGACUGACACAGGUGGCCUUGGCCCUCCUGCCGUGGCUCAAUGAACGCUGCGGUAAAACGCACACAAACACCCCUCAAAGCAGCAGGCAGCAGAUACUCCAGAUCGCGGAUUCCGCCUUUUACGAGCUGCGUCAACCGAUCCUCAUCCCCCCUCGCUCGCUCGCUCCCACGGAGCCUUCGGGACGCUGUCGACGGACAAGAAGGCUUCCAUGGCUCGGGACCACGUCCUCGUCAGAAACAGAGGCGCGAGGGCGACGACGAAUCUCUUUCCCCGCUCGGAAAGGGAAUGGCAGACGCCUUUCGAAAAAGAGCAGCGAGAGAGAAAGGGUGGUGGACGAAAGAAGCGUCUGGCCAGAGCCGAGGGCGAGGCUUGAGCUCGGUCAACCGAGUCCUCACACAAUCGCUCAGCUGUGCAAAACAGCCCUAGAGUGA
This is a messenger RNA of Marchantia polymorpha subsp. ruderalis, 456 nucleotides long. NCBI's taxonomy places the organism in Eukaryota, Viridiplantae, Streptophyta, Marchantiopsida, Marchantiales, Marchantiaceae. The record is from the annotation of a GenBank genome assembly.